This is a messenger RNA of Aureobasidium melanogenum CBS 110374, 624 nucleotides long. RefSeq lists its product as uncharacterized. The transcript has 5 exons. Gene Ontology annotation, cellular component: nuclear speck. The record is from RefSeq and is a predicted model, not a curated record. Bases 1 to 624 code for a protein of 207 amino acids. Gene Ontology annotation, biological process: mRNA splicing, via spliceosome. Gene Ontology annotation, molecular function: RNA binding. NCBI's taxonomy places the organism in Eukaryota, Fungi, Ascomycota, Dothideomycetes, Dothideales, Saccotheciaceae.
AUGUCGCGCUCUGCAACCACCCUCUACGUCUCCGGCUUUGGUCCCGCGACCCGCGCUCGCGAUCUUGCCUAUGAGUUUGAGCGCUAUGGACGUCUUGUGCGUUGCGACAUUCCCGCUCCUCGUACCUCUUCCAGCAGACUUUUCGCCUUUGUCGAGUAUGAAAGCCGCCGUGAUGCCGACGAUGCUUACCAUGAAAUGCACAACCGCCGCAUCAGCCGCAACGAAGAAUUGAAGAUUGAGUGGGCCAGAACCCCUCCCUCUGCUUCCUGGCGCUUCGAUGCUGGUCGUCCUCCUCGCGGUGAGCGUGGCGACCGUGGUGAUCGUGGUGACCGCCGUGACCGUUCUCCUCGUCGCCGCUCCAUCAGCCCUGCUCCUCGUUCUCGCCGUGGCGACCACUCUCCUCGCAAGGAUGACCGCCGUGAGCGCGACUACGACCGCCGCGACCGUACCCGUAGCCCCGAGGACCGUGAGCGUGAGAGAGACCGCGAUGCCAGAGACCGUGACGAUGACCGCGAGCGUGACACCAAGCGCGACGACGACCGCGAACGCGAGGAGCGCCCCCAACCCGCUGUCGAGUCUCCUCCUGCCGCUGCUGCCCACGAUGACCUUGACACCGCCGAGUAG